This is a messenger RNA of Caenorhabditis remanei, 954 nucleotides long. RefSeq lists its product as uncharacterized. Gene Ontology annotation, molecular function: protein binding. Bases 1 to 954 code for a protein of 317 amino acids. The record is from RefSeq and is a predicted model, not a curated record. The transcript has 2 exons. NCBI's taxonomy places the organism in Eukaryota, Metazoa, Nematoda, Chromadorea, Rhabditida, Rhabditidae.
AUGACGACUCCGUUCCCUCUCUUACGCCUCCCUAGACUUGCACUGAUUCCUAUUCUUCAACACAUGGAGAUUAUUGAGAUAAUCGCCUUCUCCCUUAUCUCCAAGAGAGCUUUCAACCUCUCAAAAUGUUUCUGCAAAGUAUCUCUCGGUUCCAUCGAUUUGCUAUUGGGUUCCUACGAUAUUGAGAUGAGAAUUGAUGAUCUGACACUGUUUUUUUUUGGAAACAUACCGGAGACGGUUAGAUUGUUGCAUCACGAUAAACUGGUGCAAUGGAAGAAAACCGGGUUAUCGACUAAACAAUGGAUCCAGAGGAUUCUCGCAGUGACAAAGUGUUCAACUCUAAGCAGACUGAUACUCCAUGGGACACCAGACUACGAUGUGUUCUCAAUUACUGAUGUAGUUCCCAAAGUCUCUAACCUCCACAUCAUGUUCAACUGUACAAACACUUUUUCUGUAAAAGCACUGCAAAUUCUCUCGCCAGUCACUUCAUGGAUUUCUUUGUUUAAACUUCCCUUUUCGAAUCAAGAGGAAUUCCAGAGAUUUUGGAUGGGGAAUGUGGAACGUUUGACUAUCCUUAACGAUGAUUUAUCGAGAUUUCAAUUCAGCAUUGAUGAUGUUCUAGCAUCGAACGCAGUCAAACUUGAAUUGAGCGAAGUCCCAUUAAGUCUGAGAGAGCUCAACCGCUUCUUUUCUUCGUGGUUGAACAAAACAUCAAAUCAUCGGUUGAAGCAUCUAUCAGUAAAAUCACCUGGGCAUAUCAAUGAAGCCAUUCUUCUGGAUGGACUAAAUGCUACUCGUUUCACUGAGCAGCAAGCAAGACACUUCCAAUCAAUAUCUUCUCUGCCAGUAUUCACUGGAGGAUUCGAAGUGAGAAGAAUCGAUGGUCAGUUGGCAACUAUUACAUUCGGAAGCGCUAUUACGAAAACGUUCAUAAAUUUUGACGCUUCUCUGUAA